Larimichthys crocea (large yellow croaker) is the source of this 12543-nucleotide messenger RNA. RefSeq names its product nucleosome-remodeling factor subunit BPTF-like. Gene Ontology annotation, cellular component: NURF complex. Gene Ontology annotation, molecular function: RNA polymerase II cis-regulatory region sequence-specific DNA binding. Gene Ontology annotation, biological process: regulation of transcription by RNA polymerase II. The transcript is spliced from 32 exons. Bases 593 to 10693 code for a protein of 3366 amino acids. Lineage: Eukaryota; Metazoa; Chordata; Actinopteri; Sciaenidae. The record is from RefSeq and is a predicted model, not a curated record.
UGUUGUGUCUCUGGUCCGUGGUGGCUGAAGAAGGUUGAAGGUUGGUAAAUGUGUACAAACAGACUGAAUGUAAACAAUGGUUAUUCGCAUUAUAACAAACACGGCGGUGUUGCGUAGCAACCAGCCGUCCUUUAAAUGAUGCUUUCUGAAGCCGAACCCGCUCUGUGGUGGAUAAACUCGGGUUAAAACGUGCGAGUACUCUGGAUGUGAGAGUAAUCUGGACGCGAGAGUACUCUGGACGCGAGAGUACUCUGGAUGUGAGAGUAAUCUGAGUAAACAGUCUCGCCUCAUUGUUGCCACUGAGCUGGAAGCCGUGUCACCACGUGACUCCUCCAGUGCGCGAGCUGUUUGUUCAGAGAGGCAGAGGAAGAAGAAAGAUGGCGGCGGCUCCAGGCGAACCCGAGCGGGACGCCGGGCUAACGUUCUGAGCUUCCACAGCCGGGACACACAACCGGGGCUUCUCCGGGGUUUAGCGCACCGUCUGAAUCGGCCUCACGCUCCAGCUUGGCAGGGCUGCUGUUUUCGCUUGUGUCCUUGCGGGCUAGAUAAACGCAAAGAUUGAGGAUCGUACAAUAAUAGCUCUCCGCGUAUCAUGAGAGGGAAGCGGGGCAGGCCGCCCAAACCGCUACAAGCCGAGGAGCCGUCCCCUGCCACGGCCCGGGGGCUGCGGCCGAGGCGGAACCUGAAGCCCCGGUUGAGGGACAGCGGGGAUGAGGACGUCGAGAGCCCCACAAGGGAGCCAGCGAAGUCGGCUAAGAAGAGGAGAGGAGGAUCCGGCACGUCAACACGGGGCAGGGGACGAGGUAGAGGCGGCGGCGGCAGAGGAGGCAGAGGGGGUCGCGGAGGAAGGAGGACGGCUGCGUCCAAAGCGGUGGUGUACGACGACCACGAGAGCGACGAGGAGGAGGAGGACGCCGUGAGCCUGAGGUCGGAGGAGGAAGAGUUCAUCGAGGAGGAACCUCAGUCCGAGGAGGAUGAGGCCCUCAAAGAGGACUCUGAUUGCCUCGAAGAUGAUGAGCAGGAGGAGGAGGUGGAGGAGGAGGAGGAGGAGGUGGCGGAUGAUGCCAGCUACUGUACCGAGAGUAGCUUUCGGAGUCAGAGCACACACGCCAGCACCCCGGGGAAGAAAAAAGCUCGGGCUCCACGACCUCGCACUCCCAUCCUGGAGGAGAAGGAGAUCCCUCCUCUCGUGCUUCCCGACACCUCAGAGGACCUCCUGGUGCCCAACGAGGAGCUGCUCAACGCCAUCUCCAUCUACGAGGUGCUGCGGAACUUCAGCACGGUGCUGCGGCUCUCCCCGUUUCGCUUUGAGGACUUCUGCGCGGCGCUCGUAGGCCAGGAGCAGUGCACUUUAAUAGCAGAGACCCAUAUUUCCCUCUUGAAGGCCAUCCUGCGCGAGGAGGACUCCUCCAACACUACCUUCGGCCCCGCUGACCUCAAGGACAGCGUCAACUCCACGCUGUACUUUAUCGACGGCAUGACGUGGCCUGAGGUGUUGCGGGCGUACUGUGAGAGCGACCGGGAGUACCACCACGUCCUGCCGUAUCAGGAGAUCGAUGACUAUCCCUACGGCCCGCUUGGAAGUAAGAUCAAAGUGCUGCAGUUUUUAGUGGACCAGUUUCUAACCACCAACAUCGCCCGCGAGGAGCUGCUGUCCGACGGCAGCAUGCAGUACGACGACCACUGCCGCGUGUGUCACCGCCUGGGCGACCUGCUGUGCUGCGAGACCUGCUCGGCGGUCUACCACCUGGAGUGCGUGAAGCCGCCUCUGGAGGAGGUCCCGGAGGACGAGUGGCAGUGCGAGAUCUGCGUGGCACACAAGGUGCCCGGCGUCACGGACUGCGUGACGGAGGCUCAGAAGAACAGGCCCUACAUCCGCCAGGAGCCCAUCGGAUACGACCGCCACCAGAGGAAAUACUGGUUCCUAAACAGAAGGAUUAUUGUCGAGGAGGACGGGGAGCGCGACAAGAAGAAGAAGAAGAUCUUGUACUACAGCACCAAGGCGCAGCUGGAGGAGCUAACGGCGUGCCUGGAUAAGGAGUACUGGGAGAUGGAUCUGCACGCCACCCUGGAGGAGAUGAAGGAGGAGGUCCAGGCUCACAUGGACAUCACGGAGGACCUUACCAACAAAGCUAGAGGAAACAAUAAAGCCUACCUCACUGCUGUCAACGACGUGGUCACGGAGCGCUUGAAGGUGAAACGGGAGGCGGAGGAAGCGAAGCAGCGAACCACGGAAGCGAAGCAGGAAGCAGAAACGGGCUCCGCUAAGACGGCGGAGGGCGAGCUCACCUCGCAGCUCGACGGGGGCGAGCACAAAGAUGCCGAGCCCAAGGAGGACGCAAGUUCACAAGCAGCCGCCGCCCCCCCUGCUGCAGAGGAGAGCGAUCCUAACGCCGGCUCAGCCGCCCAUAAAGCGGAGUCUCUCGAACCUUUGAACAAGGAAGCGCAGCCUGCUCUCUGCACGAGCCAGGAGAGCGGGGACUCGCCUCCGUUGGCGAAGCAGGAGAGGACAGACGAGGACGAGAAAGCAGAGUCGAGCAGCGAAGACAAGCGCCCCGAUGAGUCGCAGGCACAAGCCCAAGAUCGGCCUCAGCAGCAGACUUCUCAGCCGGAGGCGAGUAGUGGCGGCAGCAGCAGCCAGAUUUCUGGAAGCGAGAGCCUCAGGAAACCAGAGCAGCCCGACCUCGCCGAUCGGUCCUCUCAGUCGUCUUUUACCAGCCAGGAUGGGACAGAUGAGUACAACGAGAGGGUCAAGGGCGACAGAGGGAGAACAGCGGGACGGGAAUCAAGUAACCAAACGCCCAGAGGCAGCAAAGAGUCGUCUCCUGUACGCUCCGACGGCGAUUCUUCGCGCCUCAGCUUCCUCAAACGGGACCUGACGGUGAACUUGAACAACUUGUUCAAACUGGGUCAGGAGGGUAAAUACAGGGUCUACCACAACCAGUACAGCACCAACGUCCUGGCCCUGAACAAGCAUCAGCACCGCGAGGACCACGACAAGAGACGCCACCUCUCCCACAAGUUCAGCCUGACCACCGCGUCCGAGUUCAAGUGGAACGGCUCCAUCUACGGCUCGCGGAGCCUGACCGUCUCCACCCUGCGCCUCACCAUCAUCCAGCUGGAGACCAACGUCCCCGGUCCGUUUAUGCAUCCUAACUGGGCGUCGCACAGGACCAACUGGAACAAAGCGGUGCAGAUGUGCAGCAAGGCCAGGGAGUUCGCUUUGGCCUUGGCUAUACUGGAGUGUGCCAUCAAGCCAGUGGUCAUGCUGCCUGUGUGGAAAGAUUCUCUCGGACACACGAGGCUACAUCGCAUGACCUCCAUGGAGCGGGAGGAGAAAGAGAAGGUGAAGAAGCGAGAGAAGAAGCUGGAGGACGAGGAGACGCUGCAGCAGGCCACCUGGGUGAAAUACACGAUCCCCAUCAAGCACCAGGUGUGGAAGCAGAAGGGUGAGGAGUACAGAGUGACCGGGUACGGUGGUUGGAGCUGGGUCAGUAAGACCCGCGUGCCGCGGUUUGUUCCGAAGCUACCAGGGAACACCAACGUGAACUACCGCAAAGAACUGGAGGCAGCUAAAACGAGUAAGGAAAAUGCAGCAGCUUGCACAAAUAAGCAGAAGAAGUCGACGGAAACCGAGAAGGGGACAGCGGAUGCGGGCGGUGAACAAGCAUCCGUCGCUGAGUCGACUCAGAGCACCUCAUCAGAGGAGGACCGCAAACCUCAGACCUCUAAAGAGGAUGAAAAACCCACAGAGGAGGAGCAGCACGGAACAAAUGAAGGAGAGGAGAGAGGCGAGGAAAAAAUGGAGGUCGACCCCUCCCUAGAAACUGCUGCUUCAAGCGACGAGAAAGAUAAAGCUGAAAACGAAAGCCCCUCCCCGCCUCCUGUGCAGCCUGCGAAGGACGAGCCAAUCCAGAAAGUUGAACAACCCAAAAAGGAGGAGACCACCACAUCAAAGCCGUACUAUGAUGUCGUGAACGUGAGCGAGGGCUUCCAGCUGCGCACGGCUUAUAAGAAGAAGGUGAAACCCUCAAAACUGGACGGGCUUCUGGAGCGCCGGGUAAAGCAGUUCACCCUGGAGGAAAAGCAGAGGCUGGAGCGGAUGAGACAGGCGGCCCUGCUGUCAAAGUUAGCUGCUUCAAAGCCCGCCGCCACUGUUAAGACUGAAGGCAAACCGCAGCCUGCCGUGACUCCGUCCAUCAAAGAAGACAGCCUUCAAGUGAAAGACCAUGUGGUGAAAAAGCUUCACUUUGAGCAGGAGCAGACGGAGAUGAAAGAUGUCAAAUCAGAGGCCGCAGAACCCAACCACGGCAAACAAGCGGAGGUAAACGCCGUGCAGGGGAACGGUGGGGAGGCCUUAGAUCACAAAGAGGUGAAUGGAGGACCCCUAGCGAGCUCUGAGCUCAACAGUAAAAACAAUUGUUUAUCGGAUGCAAUAGAGAGCAAAGAAAAGACGCAGAAGCCAGAGGUGGCUCGAGCGGGAGAGAACGCCAAGAAACGAGGGUAUGAGGAAAUCGAACAAGGCGGCGGACAGAGCGACACGGAGAGCACGGAGGUCGACUCGAGCAAGACCAGUCCGGUGCAGGUGAACGGGAAAGCUGCAGACUCGGACAUCAACCAAGAGCCUCAGAAGGAGUCCGUCAAGUCUCUGAUGAACGGAAACCUCUUGCAAAACGACGUGUCCGACAAAUGUCAUCCACCUCCCCUGAAAAUGCCCAAACUUGAGAACCACGUGGCAGAGAAAGGAGACGCACUCAGUAAGAACGAGGACCUGGCCGUGAAAAGUGAGGAGGCUGCGCCCACUAAGCUUCCAUCAAGCCCUUCUUGCCUGAACAGUAACAGCAGCAGCGAAGGUUUGAAGACCACCACCACCGCAGAGCCUCAAAAUGUACCGCAGUCUGCUGUGGCGUCUCAAGCAGCAAGUAGCGAAGUCUCCUCUGGUACCACCACCAGCUCCACCAGCUCCAGAGCCGUAGUCCCCCUGAAGCCCAAAGUUCCAGUCACUGAGUCCAAGACGGGAACUCCUGGUCCAGCAGCAACCAGCUCCAUGACCAUUAGCAAAGAGUAUUCCACCAGAGACCGAGUCAGCCUUCUCCGGUUCUCCAAAUCCAAGAAGGCGCGCUCGGGGACGGCGCUGCCGUCCUACCGCAAGUUUGUCACCAAGAGCAGCAAGAAGAGCAUCUUCAUCCUGCCCAACGAUGACCUGAAGAGGCUGGCGAGGAGGGCGAGCAUCAGAGAGGUGCCCAUCUUCAACUACAACGCAAAGCCCGCCCUGGAUAUAUGGCCCUACCCUUCACCUCGACCCACCUUUGGGAUCACAUGGAGGUACCGUCUCCAGACUGUGAGGUCUCUAGCAGGGGUCAGCCUGAUGCUGAGGCUGCUGUGGGCUUGCCUGAGGUGGGACGACAUGGCCGUUAAGCCCUCCGCUAGUGUUGGGACCACUCGGAAAGAAACCACGGACACAGACAUCACGACAACAGAGAUCAUAAAACGAAGAGACGUGGGGCCUUACGGCAUCCGCUCUGAAUACUGCAUCAGGAAGAUCAUCUGUCCCCUCGGAAACAGAGACACUCCCAAAGAAACACCCACUCCGCAGAGGAAAGGCCUGCGGUCGAGCGCCUUGAGGCCCAAGAAGCAGGAGCCAGCCAAGCUGACCGGGCCUAUUGCCGUGGAGACGUGGGUGCCUGAAGAAGACAUGGAGCUGUGGGAGAUCAGGGCCUUUGCAGAAAGAGUGGAGAGGGAGAAGUCACAGGGCCUCGAUCCCUCUAAGACUGGGAGCACUCUGAAGACGGCAGAGGACGUCAAAGCCCAUUUGGAGAAUCAGCUGAAACAGGCCAGACUGGCUGCCCAGCAGAAACGUCUGGAGCAGCAGAGACCGAACACACCCGCUACAACUUCCACAACGACAACCACCACCACCUCAGCCGGCACUCCCAGCACUCCCAGCACCCCAGCGUCCAUGGGCCAGAGGACGGGCCAGUUCACGCCCGGAACCAAGAUGGUCCUGGCCUCCAAACUCGGCUCCCCGGUUUCCUUUCAGCAGGACAAAAACUUCCAUCAGUCUUUCGCUUCCUGGGUCAAGCAGGGUCAGACCAACAACGGCUCAGCCUCCACCGGCUCGUUGGCCGCCGUGGCUAGCGGCAUCACCACCUCCACCUCCGAGCAAACCUUCCAGAUCGCUGGCAGCCCAGUGACUGGCCAAGUCCUCGCCGCCAAACUCCCGCUGCCCGCUAACAGCAAGAUUGUCACGCUCAACAUGCCCACCACGCAAGGAGGUGUAGUCCAGCAGAAAGUCCUGGGCAUAUUCCCCUCUGGGCCCCCUGCGAACCUUAGGACGUACAGCACACUACAUCCUACGACGGGCAACAUCAACCUCAGAGCCACCACCUCCGCUUCAACGACCCAGCAACAGGCCAUCGCAGCAGCAGGCCAGACGCAACCCGGCACGACGAUGAGCCAGUCACCGACCCCGUCUACCUCUGUGGGCACAGCGAUGGUCCGAGGUCCAGCGUUGGCUCCACAAGGCACACCUCAGAUGGGCCGUGGCCAGCCUGUAUCCACAGCUGUACCCGGUUCUACGCCAGCGCAGGCGGCUGCAGCAGCUCAGAGAGCGGUGGGUGCUGCACCGUCACCUCACGUGGCAGCGGCAGCACCCGGACAGUCACCUGUAGCUUCCCCCCAGGCCAACAGACCACAGCAGGGUCAAGUUAAACUCACCAUGGCACAGCUCAUGCAGCUGACACAGGGUGCUCAGGGUGGAAACCCAGGUCUGACGGUGGUGAUCCAGGGUCAAGGCCAGACCCAGGGCCAGUUGCAAAUCAUCCCACAGGGUGUAACAGUUUUCCCCGGGCCUGGUCAGCAGCUAAUGCAGGCAGCCAUGCCAAACGGCCAGGUCCAGCGUUUCCUCUUCACUCCCAUGCCUCCAUCUUCAUCGGCGUCAACUUCAGCACCCACUACUGCUGCCCCUACAAAGCCCGCCGUAGCUCAGACCCCCCAGUCCCAGGGUCCAACCCAAGUCCAGACGACUCCCUCAGCCCUGGCCCAAACCCAGAUGGCUGCCCCUCUACCCACCCCGACACAUGUUACAGCCCCGGCUCCAGUACAAAUGCCACGUCUGGCCCCCACCCCAGCCUCGGUUCCCAUGCAAACCCAAGUUUCAGCUGCUACUCCAUUAUCAGUCCCCGCACAAGCUCAAAUAUCCACUCCUGUGCCGGCCCUGCCGCAUGUCGCGGCCCAGGCCUCCGCACAGGUUUUAACCUCCACACCAGCUUCUGUCCACACGCCACCCAGACCCGUGCUCGCCCCGGCACAAAAUACUGUCCCAGCAAUGUUGCAAAACCAAAUCUCCACCCUUACCCCAGGCUCAUUCCCGACACAAACCCAAACUGUUGCAACUCAGCCCCAGCUCCAGACACACACCUUCAGCCCUGCCCCGGCCUUAACCUCAGCCCUGCAUGUUACUGCUCCUGCCCCUGCUUUAGCCCCCGUAUCGGGCCUCUCCAGCACCACCCAAAUGCCUGCUUCCGCCUCUCUUCCCUCUCCCGUCCAAGUUCCAACCCCUGCUCUUGCUCCGGUGUCCGCUCCCGUCAUAGCUGUCGUGUCCACCCAAAUCGCUGUCCCGUCUCCAGCCAAAGCGCUAACCCAAAUCCAAGCCACUGCCCCGGUUCCCCUUCACGCUGCUGUGGCCAGUGCUGUUGUCACACCAGUCACUGCCACCUCUACAACACCUUCAGUGCCAGCUCUGAUCGAGCAGAGGGCAGCUCAGCCCCAGGUCUGGACUCCAGCCUCAUCUCAAGCUCAGACUCCAGUUCAGCCGGCUCAGCUGGCUGCAGCGCCGGUUCAGUCACCUACCCUGGCGACUGUACCCGCCUCUGCCCCUGCAUCAGUCUCCACACAUUCACCCAUUACGCCUCUGCCUCAAGCAUCUCUUCCUCCUCAAGCUCAAGUCCAAGUCCAGCACCCGACCGUUGUGUCCAUGCAGCAAGUGUCUCAAAUCCCAGUCUCGGCGGUGCAGGUUCAUAUGACGGGAUUGCCGGUCUCUUCUGUCGUCACAACCGUGAGACCGACGCAGCCUCAGCUCCAGCCCCAAACUCAACUUCAACCCCAGCGUCAAAUCUGUGCACAGAUUCAGGUCCAGCCCUACGGCCAAGUCCAGCAGAUGCCGCACCUUCAGGCUCAAGCACAAAUCCAAAACCACCCCCAGGUCCGGGUUCAGUUUCAGCCACAAACUCAACAACCACCUCAAUCCCAAGUACAGCCCAUUGCUCAAAAUCAACCUCAGGUGCAGUUUCAGUCCCAAACCCAAAACCAAACCUUACCCCAGGUCCAGUCCCCAACCCAGCCACAACUCCAGUCAAGGGUCCAAACUCAGUAUCACCCCCAGGUACAAGCUCCCUUUCAAACGCAGGCUCAAACCCAACCACAGGCUCAGCAACAGCCUCAAGUCCAACCUCAACCCCAGGUUCAGUCUCAGGCCCAAACUCAGCUACAGCCCCAGAUCCAAACCCAACUCCAUCCCCAGGUUCAGGUCCAGUUCCAGCAACAGAGCCAGGUUCAGCCACAACCUCAGGCCCAGCAGCAAUCCCAGGUGCACACUCAGUCGCAGGUCCAAACCCAGUCCCAGUUUCAAGUGCAGUCACCGCAGCAGGUCCAGCAACAGCUUCAGGUCCAAGGCCAACCCCAAGUCCAAGCUAAGCUCCAAGUCCAGUUCCAGACUCAGAACCAAACUCAAGUUCAAGCUCAACCUCAGCUUCAGGUCCAGUCUCCAAUCAGACAUCAGCUCAUCACGGUUCCAGGCCUCCAGCAGCCAGUCCAGCUACUCUCAGCUCUGCCACCACACGUCGCUGCCCAGAUCCAAGCCCAGAUCCAGGCACAGGCACAGCAGCAGGGCGGCACAGUUCCCCAGCAGAUCAAACUGCAGCUGCCUAUCCAGAUCCAGCAGACGGGGGGUCAGAUUCAGGCCCACCAGAUCCAGAACAUGGUGACCAUACAGGCACCAGCGAGUGUCCAGGAGCAGCUGCAAAGGAUGCAGCAACAGCAACAGCAGCAACAACAACAACAGCAGCAACAGCAACAGCAGCAACAACAACAACAGCAACAAGUACAACAAAAACCAAAGAAGAAGAAACACCAUGACGCUAAAAGGGAACAGAAAGAGCAGAACCUGCAGGCUGUGAGCCCCGGAGACGGCAUCCAGAAACAGGUGGUCGUGAAGCAGAACGCUACAGCCGAGCAGCUGAAACAGAGAAAGUCUCUGGCUGCAGCCGAGCGAGAGGAGAACCAGAGAAUGAUCGUGUGCAACCAGGUGAUGAAGUUCAUCCUCGACAAGAUCGAGAAGGACGAGAAGCAGGCAGCUAAGAAGAGGAAGAAGGAGGAGGUGGUGGAGCAGAAACGCUCCAAGCAGAACGCCACCAAGCUGACGGCGCUGCUGUACAAGCACAAAGAGCAGCUGAAGGCCGAGAUCCUGAAGAAGAGAGCCCUCCUGGACAAGGAGCUGCAGCUGCAAGUGCAGGAGGAGCUGAGGCGAGACAUCGCCAGGCUACAGAAAGAAAAGGAGAAAGCGAGAGCUGCUAUCACCCAGGCUGCAGCGGCGACGGUCAAAGCAGCCGCCUCCCACUCAUCCCAUCCCUCUCACUCGACACAUUCCUCUCACAGCUCGCACUCGGCGUCCUCGACCUCCUCGUCCCAUAAACGCAAGAGGGAAGAGGAGAGGGACAAAGACCGGAACAGAGACAGGGACAGGCAUCACGACAAAGACAAGAAACGGGACCGGGACAAGGACAGAGACCGAUACAGAGACAGAGAUAAAGAUAAAGAUAAAGAUAAAGAUAAAGACAGAGACGGGGAUCGAGAGAGGGAGAAAGAGCGGGACAGACAUCGGGACAGGGAUAGGGACAGAGACAGGGACCGAGACAAGGACAGAGACUCCAGCUCAUCGAAACACAAGAAGAAGAAGAAGCUCUCUUCUACCUCAAAAGAUCACAAGGACAGCAAACUGUACUGUAUCUGCAAGACGCCCUACGACGAGUCAAAGUUUUACAUCGGGUGUGACCUCUGCUCCAACUGGUUUCAUGGCGCCUGUGUCGGCAUCACGGAGAAAGAGGCCAAGAAGUUGGAGGACUUUGUGUGCAACGACUGCAAACGUGGUCAGGAAGGGGGAGCGAGCAACGAGGAGCUGUACUGCAUCUGCCGGACACCAUACGAUGAAUCGCAGUUUUACAUCGGCUGCGACCGCUGCCAGAACUGGUACCACGGGCGCUGUGUGGGCAUCCUGCAGAGCGAGGCCAAUCACAUCGACGUGUACGUCUGCCCGCAGUGUCAGUCGACAGAAGAUGCCAUGACGGUCCUCACGCCGCUCACUGACAAAGACUACGAGGGGUUGAAAAGAAUAUUACGCUCGUUACAGUCUCACAAAAUGGCGUGGCCUUUCCUCGAACCGGUGGAUCCCCACGACGCCCCUGAUUAUUAUCGUGUAAUCAAGGAGCCAAUGGACUUCUCCACGAUGGAAACCCGUUUGCAAAAGCGACAUUACCACAAGCUCACGGAGUUUGUGGCCGACGUGACCAAAAUCUUCGACAACUGCCGCUACUACAACCCCAACGACACGCCGUUCUUUCAGUGCGCGGAGGUGCUCGAAGCCUUCUUUGUACAGAAGCUCAAAGGUUUCAAAGCGAGCAGAUUGUCAGAUUCUUAAAGUGGGCCAGUCUGGAUGGACUGGACGCUCGGGGGGGCGUCUCUUUAAUUAAUUAUCACACGGAAACUUUUGUGUUUCCACGACAGCAAAAAAAAAAAAAAAAAUCUAAACACCACAAGAACACACAAACACCAAAUGUGCUUUCACGUUUAAACGCCACCAACUCGACGUUUGUUUUAAUUGUAACAUUGAGUUUGAUCACGAAGCGGCAGCCACGUGUCGACCACGUAAUCGAGGGACAUGCUUCUCUUCUCAUCACCUUACAAACAAAUCUGGCCUUUCUUUUCUAACGAUCAGCAGGAUUUUUAAUGCUUUGGAUUCAUUUUCUGUUAAACAUCCGACUGGAUAAUGUGUCGACGUUACCAGAUGUAAAAAAAAAAAAAACAUAAUAAAAUAAAUAUAUAUAUAAAAAGCUGCAUAUUUUAUUAUAGAGAUAUUUAUGAGAAGUUUUGUAUGUUACGUCCCUUCUCAGUUUGAUUUAGCCGGCUGUUCACGGUGGUUUGUCUUGAAUGUACAUACUUUUUAUCAUGUACAGCGGUUGUAAGAUAAUGUCUGACUCUGUAAUUUGAAUGUUUUAAAAUAAUUAUGAAUUAUUUUAGAUAGUAUUAUUUUAUCAAACUAAAAUGUACUACGAAAAGAGUCGAGGGCUCGUCCUGUUUGCUCGCUUCCUCACAAAGUAACCUCAGUUUGUUUUUUUUCUCGUGUGUGUAGUUGUGGAUGAUUUCUUCGGUAAUGAAUAAAUAAAUAAAUGAAUGAAUAAAGGCAUUCCCGGUAAAUGACACCAACAUGGCUGCAGGAUUCUCUCCCUCUCCCUUUGUUUGCAUCGUCUGUGUCUUGUCUUGUCUGUCGAGAUGUCACAACAAAUAAACCAAAAUGAACGAAGGGCGCUCUCAACUUUCCCUUCUCUCCGCAUUCUGUAGGUCUCAUAACAACAAGCUACAGUGUUCUUCAGCCUCUUAGAAAGCAGCAAACAUUGCUCAGACAAAAUGCACUUGCCACGAAUAUGGCUUUUUUUUUUUCCUCUCUGAACUGUAACUCUGUGACAGACUCCUCUGCCUCAUCCUGUGUUCGGGAUCUGCUCCUCUUGACUGUCGGUGCAAAACAAACAACAAAAAGAACCAGCACUGCUGCUUUCACCGAACUGUUCGGGGCAGGCGGAGCUGCCUUCUUGCCCCGUUGUUGAGCUCUAGUUUAUGGGGGAGGGAGAUCUUCCUUUUUUUUUUUUUUUUUUUUUUUCUGGACCUGGUCUUCAUCAGUUGGGACUGGACUUGAGGAGCGUGAACAACUUGAGGCAUUUCAGAAGAAAGUUUACCUCGGAGAAAAGACUCUUAAGGAGCUCUCAUAUUUCCAUUUUUUUGUUGUUUUUUUUAAAAAUCUCAGUCUUUUUAUUUUUUCUCUUGUUAAAAAUCCCUCGGGCCAUCGCCGGUGGUGGUCGUCAUGUCCAAAAACGACAAAUAGGAAAUUUGAAUACUGACAUUAACAGUGGCUGAGUAUCAAGAGUUUUGUGUCUAAAUUCAGAUAUCGCAGUGGAACAACGUUUUUUCCUCCCAUUUCCACUCAUCGUUCAGUCCGAAGUGGCAUGAAAGACAGUUGUACUAAAUAUCUGGACAUCAUAAGUCUGCUUGGUUAAACUUCUAUAACCUACUGAACGUACGGUAAUAAGCUAUUGUAAAUGAAAAUGCUCUGCAGUAGUGACUGACGGAGAAGGAUGAAACUGUAUUUGAAGGUUCCUGCCCUGUUUGUAAAAAAUUUGUCAGAUUUUGACUGGAUUUCUUUUUUCUUUCUUUUUUUUGUAUUACAUCUGAAGAAAUAUUGAUGUAUAUGGAACUUAAUAAAACGGAAAAGACUGA